Molecule: messenger RNA, 3600 nt
Organism: Acromyrmex echinatior (Panamanian leafcutter ant)
Lineage: Eukaryota; Metazoa; Arthropoda; Insecta; Hymenoptera; Formicidae
Gene: Spt5
Product: Transcription elongation factor subunit Spt5
Biological process (GO): transcription elongation by RNA polymerase II; regulation of transcription by RNA polymerase II; regulation of DNA-templated transcription elongation
Cellular component (GO): DSIF complex
Molecular function (GO): mRNA binding; protein binding
Source: RefSeq, a predicted model, not a curated record
CUUCGACGCCAUGAUAAAUUAGUUAUCGUCACGUUGUCGUACUUGAUCUUUCCUUAGGUCGUGUUAAUCGCAUUAAUUUGCUCAUUUGUCGGAACAAUUAUUAUUCUCAUUAAUUCGCGAUACUCUUAUACAUUUUCUACAUUUCCAGUAGCUCAAUAUUCAGCACGCGCGAAUAAUUCCGAUAUGUCGGAUUCAGAAGGUGCCAGCGAUGCCGGAAGUAUCGGAGGAAGAUCUCGGAGCGUUUCUCGUAGCAGGAGUCUUUCACGAAGUUCGGGAUCCAGGAGUCGAUCCAUAUCUCGAUCACGUUCUCGCUCACCAUCUGGCUCAGAAGAUGGAGAUGCGAAGAUAGAUGAAGCAGAAGAAGUCAGAUCCGGGGAUGAAGAAAUUGUGGAAAUGGAAGAGGAACCUGAAGGAGAAGACUUGGAUAGCAGUGAAUAUGAUGAGGAAGAGGAUGAAGAAGAUGAUGAUAGGCCGAGAAAGAAAAAAAAGAAAGAUAGAUUCGGUGGCUUUAUUAUAGAUGAAGCUGAAGUAGAUGAUGAAGUAGAAGAUGACGAUGAGUGGGAAGAAGGCGCUCAAGAAAUUGGUAUCGUGGGAAACGAAGUGGACGAAUUAGGACCGACUGCGCGUGAGAUUGAAGGUCGACGUAGAGGUACAAAUCUUUGGGAUUCGCAGAAAGAAGACGAAAUUGAAGAAUAUCUUCGGAAGAAAUAUGCUGACGAAUCAAUCGCUGCUCGUCGUUUUGGCGACGGUGGCGAAGAAAUGAGUGACGAAAUCACUCAGCAAACUUUAUUGCCAGGCGUGAAAGAUCCAAAUUUGUGGAUGGUAAAAUGUCGUAUAGGAGAAGAAAAAGCCACAGUACUAUUAUUGAUGCGAAAGUUUAUUACAUAUCAAUUUUCAAACGAACCUCUUCAAAUAAAAUCCGUUGUGGCACCGGAAGGAGUUAAGGGAUACAUAUACAUAGAAGCAUACAAGCAGCCGCAUGUAAAAGCUGCUAUUGAAAAUGUCGGAAACCUCAGAAUGGGUAUAUGGAAGCAACAAAUGGUGCCUAUUAAAGAGAUGACGGAUGUAUUACGAGUAGUUAAAGAACAGACGGGUUUAAAAGCUAAACAAUGGGUCCGUUUAAAACGAGGCAUUUAUAAAGAUGAUAUAGCUCAGGUUGAUUAUGUGGACUUAGCACAAAAUCAAGUUCACUUGAAAUUACUUCCAAGAAUCGAUUAUACUAGACCUCGUGGUGCGUUGAGAACAGCGCAGAGUGAAUCCGAAGCAUUAAAACGCAAGAAGAAAAGACGACCACCAGCGAAACCAUUUGAUCCUGAAGCAAUUCGUGCUAUUGGUGGAGAGGUUACUAGCGAUGGAGAUUUCCUUAUUUUUGAAGGAAACAGAUAUAGUCGUAAAGGUUUUCUUUAUAAAAAUUUUACCACAAGUGCUAUUAUCGCGGAGGGUGUUAAACCUACACUUUCCGAAUUAGAAAGAUUUGAAGAAGCGCCAGAAGGUGUUGAGAUAGAUUUAAGUGGUACGCCAGGAACUGGAACUUCUGGGAAAGAAGAUCAAUCUGUAGCUCACUCUUUUAGUAAUGGAGAUAAUGUAGAAGUGUGCGAAGGUGAACUUGUAAAUCUACAAGGAAAAAUUGUUUCAAUUGAUGGGAACAUGAUUAUGGUUAUGCCGAAACAUGAAGAACUUAAAGAAGCUUUGGAAUUCCAAGCUUCAGAAUUACGAAAAUAUUUUACGCAAGGCGAUCACGUAAAGGUUGUAGCAGGACGAUAUGAAGGCGAUACAGGUUUAAUUGUUAGAGUAGAACAAAAUAGAGUAGUUUUAUUCUCCGAUUUGUCUAUGCACGAACUCGAGGUUCUUCCGAGGGAUCUACAAUUGUGUUCUGAUAUGGCAACUGGUGUCGACAGCUUAGGUCAAUUUCAAUGGGGUGACUUGGUACAGUUAGAUGCACAGACAGUUGGUGUUAUCGUUCGAUUGGAACGUGAAAAUUUCCAUGUCUUGUCUAUGCAUGGGAAAGUAGUUGAAGCAAGACCACAAGGUCUUACAAAACGCCGCGAAAAUAGAAAUGCGGUUGCCUUGGACUCUCAACAAAAUACGAUACAAAAGAAAGAUAUUGUUAAAGUAGUCGACGGACCGCAUGCUGGUCGAGGCGGUGAAAUUAAGCAUCUUUAUAGAAGUUUUGCCUUUUUGCACUCGAGAAUGUUUGUCGACAACGGUGGAAUAUUCGUAUGCAAGACCAGACAUUUACAAUUGUCCGGUGGAAAUAAAACAACUUCUAUUAACUCUAUGUCACCAGUGGCAGGAUUUAUGUCACCUAGAAUUGCCUCCCCGAUGCAUCCUAGCGGAGGUGGUUUUGGACGAGGUGGCGGAGGUGGACGAGGAAGAGGUCGUGGUGGCGGUGGCGGUGCAAGACGCGACCGAGAAUUAAUAGGAACCACUAUCAAAAUAACAGGUGGACCAUACAAAGGAAACGUGGGUAUUGUAAAAGAUGCGACAGAAACAACAGCACGCGUGGAACUGCACUCGACUUGCCAGACGAUCUCUGUCGAUCGUUCUCAUAUAGCAAAUGUCGGCGUCCCGUCAAAGGAUGGUGGCUUCAGCAGCUACAACAGAACUCCAGCUUAUGGGGCUGGUGGACAGACGCCAAUGUAUGCACGAGAUGGAUCAAAAACACCUAUGCACGGUUCUCAAACUCCGAUGUACGAAAAUGGUUCUCGUACUCCGCAUUAUGGUUCGAUGACGCCAUCUCACGAUGGUUCGCGAACACCAGGUCAAUCUGGAGCUUGGGAUCCAACAGUUACUAACACACCCGCCAGGACGAAUGAUUUCGAUGGAUACAGUAUGGAAGAGGGUGGCUCGCCUGGUUAUGGACCCGGAUAUCCUCCUACUGGAGGACCAUUUACUCCACAAACUCCAGGCACUAUGUACGGCUCAGAACAAAGCUUCAGCUCAUAUCAGCCAAGUCCUAGUCCUGCAGGCAGUGCUACCGCAAGUCCGAGUCCUGCAGGCUAUGUUGCUACUCCAUCCCCAAGUGGUACCGGAUACACUACUAGUCCACACGGUGCGUUUGCGACGCCUUCUCCAUUGGGUUAUAGUCCUAUGACACCUGGUAUACCAGGUAGUCCAUACAAUCCACAAACGCCUGGUUCAGGAAUAGAUGCAGGUGUCGGUUCUGGUAUUAUAGGUAACUCAGAAUGGCAUACAACAGAUAUCGAAGUUCGCAUUCGCGAUUCUCAUGACGAUCCUGCGCUCGCUGGACAGCAAGCAGUUAUCCGAGGAAUUUCGGGGGGUAUGUGCACUGUUUAUCUACCUACCGAGGAUCGAGUAGUGAACUUAGUGUGUGAACAAUUAGAGCCUGUGGUACCGUCACGUGGCGAUCGAGUCAAAGUGAUUCUAGGUGAAGACCGUGAAGCCGUCGGCACUUUACUUUCGAUUGACAAUCAAGAGGGAGUGGUAAAACUCAACACGGACGAGAUAAAAUUCUUGCAAUUGCGGUUUUUGUGUAAAAUGAAAGAUAUAAAACAAGGAUAGAAUGAUGUAAUAGCAUUGAUAGCAUGCUCCUAAUGCGCCUUAGAUGUCUGAUACAUAUUUGAUACAGUAAUUAUAAAA